AUGUCAUCGUGGGAUGAUGAGGGCAUCGAGGCAAAGCUGGAGGCCCAAAGGAAGGAGAAAGAGAUGGCCAAAAAGCGGGAGGAGGAAGGUGAGGACAGUGAGGAGGAAGAGGAGGCCAAGCCAUCAGCCAAGGCAAAGUGGGACAGCGACGAGGAGGAGGAGUCGAAGCCCGUCGCCAAGGCUAAGGCAUCAGCAUCCAAAGACGAGGAGUCCGAUGAGUGGGACGAGUGGGAUGCAGAUGAUGUGGACGUUGAGAAGAAGCUCGAGGAGCAGCGGAAAGAGAAGGAGAGACAGGAGAGGCGAGCAAGAGGGGAAGACACGGAAAGUGAGGAGGAGAAGGAGGUGAAGCCAAAGGCAGCUCCCAAGAAGAAAGAGAGGGGGCCUUCCGAGAAGAAGGAGGAGAAGAAGCCGGAGGUGGAUCCGGACCAGAUCCCGCUGAAGGACCCCAAAGCCGAGAAGGAGCGACUAAAGCGGCUGGAGGAGGCGAGAGACGCCAAGCUGGCCUCCGACCUCUUCGCGGGCUUCGAGAAGCCGGAGACGCUGCUGGAGAAGGAGAAGAGGGAAAAGGCGGAGAAGGCAGAGGCGGAGAGGAAGGCCAAAGCCAAGCCGCAGGUCGUGACUGUGGAUGAAUUCGACAACUUGGAGCUGAAUCUUAGUGCUGACGUUGAGACGCUGCUCUCCAAGUGCAUGGACAAAUUCGAGACUGCCACCUUGGCGAAGGGCGGGCCGUGCAGAUUCCUGUCCAAUCUCAUCAAGGGCUUGGAGACCACUCUCGACAUCAAAGAUUUGGCUGAGCUGGAGAAGAGCAUGGAGCAGGUGGUGAAGGACAAGAAGGCUCAGAAGGGGGCGAACUUGUCAAAGGACAACAAGGCCAAUACCAAGCUGACCAAAACCACGAAGUUUGACAAAGACUCCGAGUGGCAGGACAUCUAUGGAGGUGGCGAAGAUGACGAGGAUUGGACCGAGGAGGAGUGGAAUGCCUGGUACGCGGAGCAGGAGAAGAAGGGUGGCGCUGCUGCGGGCGCGAAGUGGUAA
Molecule: messenger RNA, 1035 nt
Organism: Effrenium voratum
Lineage: Eukaryota; Dinophyceae; Suessiales; Symbiodiniaceae
Source: the annotation of a GenBank genome assembly